Molecule: messenger RNA, 1017 nt
Organism: Didymosphaeria variabile
Lineage: Eukaryota; Fungi; Ascomycota; Dothideomycetes; Pleosporales; Didymosphaeriaceae
Exons: 3
Coding region: 1-1017 (338 amino acids)
Source: RefSeq, a predicted model, not a curated record
AUGGCAUCCAAGCCCAUGACCGCCGAUGAGCUGCUCAAGCACCCAGAGUAUGAACACACAAUCUGGGACCUCAAGCCCACAAAGGCAGGCAAAGUUGCCGUUGCCCAAGGCAGAGGCGGCCCGCUGAACAUAGCAUACGAGGUUCACGGCCAUGGCGACAUCCACCUCAUCUUCGUAAUGGGCCUGGGCGGCAUGAAGUACGCCUGGCAACGCCAAACCAAAGACUUCGCCCACACCCAGGGUGACAAGUACUCAGUCCUCACCCUGGACAACCGUGGCAUCGGCGAAUCGGACAAGCCAUUUUUCCGAUACUCGACUUCCGAGAUGGCCAAAGACGUCAUUGAGGUCAUGGAUCACGUUGGCUGGACAGGCAAGCGGGAGUGCCAUGUCGUAGGGAUUAGUAUGGGAGGCAUGAUCGCACAGGAGAUGGGCUUCUUAGAGAACCUCUAUGCUCGUGCUAACCUCUUCAUCCCCAAAGCCCUUGAUGCCCAAAUUGAGAACGUGAAGCGCAAUCUCUACACGCAGGAAUGGCUCGACGCUCCAGACACUCUGGAACAUGUCGUCAAGCCGUUUCCUACGAAUGGAGAUCGUUUUGCUGCAAAUGAAAUGUGGAAGCGCACGCAUCCGGACUACUUCCAGAAGGGCGGCUUCAUUUUGCAAGCAGCCGCUGCAUGGCUGCACUACAAGAGCCCGGAAGAUCUUCACAAAAUUGCAAAUACUAUUGGCAAGAAUCGUAUCAUGGUCGUGCACGGUACGAAAGAUCGCAUGCUUACGUUCCCACUCGGCGUCGUUGUCUGGAGAGGUUUGGAAAAGGGUGAAGGCAGGACCGGCAAGGAGAAUUGGCUUGGCAUCGAGGAAGAGAAGGAUAUCUGGGAAGAGGGCGAGAUCGAGAAACACUUUGUCAAAGGUCAAGGGCAUGUGGUACCCAUUGAGCAAAGAGAAGUAUUCGGGAAGUGGCUGGAAGACUUGAUAAUGAGAGGUGAAGAGCUGAACAAGAAGGAGGGCAUCCAACGAUAG